AUGAUCAUGUGUUGCAGCACUGCUCACAAUGGCAUUGGCCAGGCUGCUGGAGUCCGUUGGCGCUGGCUGGCAAUUCCAAUUUUUGAUGCUCAGCUGCACUCGUGUGGACAGUUUCCGCAGCUGUCAUUUGGCAUAGACGCUACAUUCGACAUUCCUGCAGGCAUCAUCCUCAUCCAGCAAUUGCUGUGGCGCAGUUUGGGCUUGGGCUCGGCGGCCACGACUGCCGUAACCAUGGCCGACAUGUCCCGUGUUGUGGCGACCGCCACAAAGAGUCGAGUUUCCGCUUCUUCGGAGGCGACGGCCUUCAAAUUUGCGUCCGUGUCCUCUGGUUUGCCAGAUUCCUGCUCGGCAAUGGCGUUGCAAAUCAGAAUCCGUGAAGAUAAACAUGCGCAAGCCUCAGAGGCUGAGCGGUCGAGGUUGCUUCGGAGCUUUCAGCUGGCUGCUGAUCCACCGGAUGUGGCAUCAAUGUCAUGCGCACUUGCUGCAAGAAGACAGCUCACUUUUCAGCCUGGUGUCCGCACUUUCCGCCGUGUUAUGCGGCCUCCACAUUUGCGUCCCCCAAAUGCGUCGUAUCUGUGGGCGACUGUGGCAGCCACGCCCCUAUGGUGGGUGCUGUCCUUGGUCCCCCAGCAAGCACGAUGCAAAUGGCUAUGUUUCACAUGGACCGCCCAGCGUGGUCAGCUUGCAAAAGCGUCCCGUUCCACGAUUCAGUUUUCAGGCUUGUCCUGCAGGGGCUUCUGCGUUGGAUUGGUGCAGCAAGGGCUUUGCAGGUCAGCGUGUUUGCCUCUGUCCAGCCAACACCUGUCGGCCGUUUUGCUGGUUUUUCUGCGCAAGGUGGGCGAGUUGCGACAUCCAAGUGUGCCGACAAGUGACAAUUCAGUCGAUGCCAACCGUCACAUUCAGCAAUCUGGGUUGAAGGCUUGCAGAAGCUUCUCGUUCGGUGAUGCAGCUUUCAGGCUUGUUCUGCAGGGCCUUCUAGGUUGGAUUGGUGCUCUUCAUCAAAACAUUGACGACAGAUCAAGGGCUUCGCAGGUCAACAUGUUUGCCUCUGUCGAGCACCAACCUCAUCUGCCCGCCUCGCUGACAAGUGACAUUUCAGUCAACGCCAACCUUGGUAGCUGGCCUUUAUACGGACUGUUCCAUGAUGCCCUGCUGCCGGCUUUGACAUUGACCGGCAGACGGUCGAUUUCGUGUCACGUCUUCCUCAUAAGUCGGUUGGCGUGCUUUCUUGAGUAUGCGUGGCAUCCUGUGGUUCAAGCCCUUGCUUGUGGUUUCCCAAUCGACAUUGACCGUUCUGCCUUGUAUCCGUCUGCAAUCCGCAUCCAUGUUAUGGUGUUUUUCUUCUCCGUGCACAUCGUGUGUCACCGCGCAGCCAGUCUUGCCAGCAAUCGUGAGGAGGACGAGCGUGUGCGUGCAGGUCCGAAAGUGGCCGCUGUGUCGCCAGCUCAACAGGACUGUUGUGCGGGUGAAGCGAGCUUACAGGCUUGGUCGUGGUACAUCUACUCCAUCGUCAGUGAUCCAUCACCGGAUUAUUCUGUCGAUUGUCGUUCGGGAGCCGGUCCACCCACUCCCCAAGGUUAA
Symbiodinium natans is the source of this 1581-nucleotide messenger RNA. The record is from the annotation of a GenBank genome assembly. NCBI's taxonomy places the organism in Eukaryota, Dinophyceae, Suessiales, Symbiodiniaceae.